GCUCAGAAAUCGAAGAUUAUUCGUGGUGGUGCAUUUGUUUUUUUCGCUUCGCUCGCGAAGUGAGCCCAGUUUUAAAUUAUUUAAAUUGCGUAUAGUGAAGCCACUUGAAAGCGAAACGCCUACUGUCGCAGUUCUGCCAAAAAACCAACAGUAUUAGCUGUGUGCGUGUUUGGCAACAACAAGUCAACAAAAUUCGAACAAAAUCAAUAAAACGGAAACGUGAGAGAGCGCUGCGCAAAAGAGAAAAGCGAACGCAAUCGCAAUCGACCAACGCAUAGAAGAAAACAAGUCAUGCCGCACAACAACCAGCCGUCUCCCGGGGAUGAUCAGUUGGGACCGCCAAAGGCGGACUUCAGUGCUCCGCCACCGUACGAGGCGAACGUUGGCCAUGGCCAGCAGGUAGCACUGCCGGCUCAGAUGCCACCGCUGGCCUUGGCCACACCCGAUCCCAGUCAGAUCCCGAUACAGAUGCAAGUGCAGCUGCCGAGCCAGGCGGACCUUAUGAAUGCACAACUGCCGCCAGAAAUACACGGGAAGUUGCCCACGUACGAGGAGGUUCAAAUGGAAAAGUCGCUGAACGGAGAGCUGCCGCCCGCCUUUUUGACUUUACCCUCCUCGCAGCAGCUACCGCCGCCGCCGAAUCCGCUACUGCCGCCAAAUCCGCUGCGCGAUGGAGCCGCUGCUGUGCGAUCUGCCCAGCCGGCACUCACGUUCAUCGCCAUCGAUGCCAGCGAUCCGGAAAAUAGUCUGUCCACCACCGACAACUUGCUCGGCACGGACAUCAUGUUCAUCACGGCCUUCAUUGUGGCCUUUUUGUUUAACUGGAUCGGCUUCCUGAUGCUCACCUGUUUCUGUCACACAAUCGCCGCCCGAUAUGGAGCAUUGUCGGGAUUCGGAUUGUCGCUGGCUAAAUGGACGCUGAUCGUGAAGCACUCGACGGACUUGGCCUCGCACGAAAACUCCUGGCUCUGGUGGCUGAUCUGUGCCUUUGGCUUCCUGAUCAGCAUACGCGCUUUAAUACAGUAUGUCAGCAUCAAGCGAUCGUGGCGCCUCCUUUCCGCCUCUGCCCAGGAACGGCUGCUAUUCUUUUACUAGGUGCACCUGGAGGCUUUCCAGUGGUCGUCUUGUAAAUACGUUGUGGGUGGCUAGGAGGCUCGAAUGCUACCAACCAACCGAUCCCAACACCCUCUAUUCCCCAGACCCAGCACACGAAAAAUCAACGCGAACUUAUUUUGCAGAGUUCUCGAAAUCACUAUGGACUUGAAAGUAUUCCCUCAAAUGUAUUAGUCAAUCAAUUUCUUUAAAAUAGAAGUAAUGUUAUUCAAAAAUAUACUUUGUAUAUCCGUUUACUACACUUUCAAGUCACAAACUUAUUGGGAUAUCUCGCAAGUCCAAAAUUGCAUUAGCUUUCAAGAAAGUUUCAAUUUUCUUUUAAAUACUAAAUGUAUUGAACAGUUUUACAUUAAGCCAAUUGUAAAUUGUAAACGGUGCAGCGGCUUAGAUGUUGCGAAGAAAAUUCGAUUUCGAGAGCUAUCCGAGUUGUGGGUUAUCAUUUUUUGUAGUUUCUGUGUUAACUAGAGACGUUAAAAAUGUGUGUUAAAAAGUGAAAGGCGAAUGCAUCUUCGCAUCUGCUCUCCCCCAAUCGAUUAUAAUUGUAAAUGUAUGUGAAAUGUGUAUGGAUAUAUAAAUAUCUCACCCUAAUUGAUCCCUCUACACCCCCACAAAAUCUCCCUAGGCCUUUUAGUGGCGCCCAUGCACUUGAAACAAAGACACAAAACAAACCAAAAAAUAAAUGGGAUACAAAAUUAUAAAGGGUCGAGAUAGAAAAGUAUGCCACCCAUAUCUUUUGUUGAGCCCAUUUUACGCUGUGGUACUUAAUUAAUUAACUACACAAGAGCCAGCAGUAAUACGAAUGCUAAACACACACAAACAACUAUUGCUAGAACAUAUGAUUAUUGCCUAUUAUAACGUUUAAUUACUAUGUUUAAUCCCUUUGUAUGUAAAUCAAACGAUGCUUAUGCAUUGCAAAGGGUGCAGAGUCGCAUUAUCUGCGCCAGUUUUAUGCAAAUUCAAUAAAAUCGAAUGAUGUCAUUC
Molecule: messenger RNA, 2094 nt
Organism: Drosophila melanogaster (fruit fly)
Lineage: Eukaryota; Metazoa; Arthropoda; Insecta; Diptera; Drosophilidae
Gene: Ndfip
Product: Nedd4 family interacting protein
Exons: 2
Coding region: 292-1095 (267 amino acids)
Biological process (GO): metal ion transport; vacuolar transport
Cellular component (GO): cytoplasm; endomembrane system; membrane
Source: RefSeq, marked reviewed